Messenger RNA from Sorex fumeus (smoky shrew), 2111 nucleotides. It is a transcript of the gene RABEP2, whose product is annotated as rabaptin, RAB GTPase binding effector protein 2. The record is from RefSeq and is a predicted model, not a curated record. Gene Ontology annotation, biological process: endocytosis. Gene Ontology annotation, molecular function: GTPase activator activity; growth factor activity. Gene Ontology annotation, cellular component: intracellular membrane-bounded organelle. Bases 116 to 1822 code for a protein of 568 amino acids. NCBI's taxonomy places the organism in Eukaryota, Metazoa, Chordata, Mammalia, Eulipotyphla, Soricidae. The transcript is spliced from 13 exons.
CGCGAGCCGGGGCCGGUCCGGAAACAGCCGAGCGGAUCCGGAAACAGCCGAGCGGACCCGGAAGCGAGGGCGCCGUCAGCAGCCCGUGCGGGAACCCGCCGUUUGCGCGGAGGCCAUGGCGGCUGCGGCGCCGGCUGUGGCGGGCGAGGGCGGCCGGCGGCGGCAGCCGGGGGCCGCGCUGGACCCCCAGCCCCAGGAGGGGGCAAUGGCGGAGGCCGAGCCAGGGGAGCUCAGCCGUCUUCGGGCCGAGCUGGCAGGUGCCCUGGCAGAGAUGGAGACCAUGAAGGCAGUGGCGGAGGUGAGCGAGAGCACGAAGGCGGAGGCUGUGGCUGCAGUGCAGCGGCAGUGCCAAGAAGAGGUGGCCUCGCUGCAGGCCAUUCUGAAAGACUCCAUCGGCAGCUACGAGGCCCAGAUCACUUCCCUGAAGCAGGAGCGGCAGCAGCAGCAGCAGGACUGUGAGGAGAAGGAGCGAGAGCUGAGCCGCCUGAAGCAGCUGCUGUCCCGGGCUCACCCCCUGGAUUCCUUGGAGAAGCAGAUGGAAAAGGCCCACGAGGACUCGGAGAAGCUGCGGGAGAUCGUGCUGCCCAUGGAGCAGGAGAUCGCAGAGCUGAAGGGGAAGCUGCUGCGGGCCGAGGAGCUGAUUCAGGAGAUCCAGAGACGGCCCCGGCAACCCCCCGCCCUGCACGGCUCCCCGGAGCUGCUGCCCCUGUCCCGGGACCCGUCCCCCCCGCUGGAGCCCCUGGAGGAGCUGAGUGGGGACGGGGGCGCGGCCGCCGAGGCCUUCGCCGGCAACUGCGACGACAGCGCCUCCAUCUCCUCCUUCUCCCUGGGCGGCGCUGCCGGCAGCAGCGCCUCCCUGCCCAGACAGCGCCCGGGCCUGAGCCCCGAGCAGGAAGAGACGGCCUCGCUGGUGUCCACGGGGACGCUGGUCCCCGAGGGCAUCUACCUGCCCCCUCCCGGGUACCAGCUCGUGCCGGACCACCAGUGGGAGCAGCUGCAGGCCGAGGGGCGGCAGCUGCAGAAGGAGCUGGAGAGCCUCGGUCACGAGCGGGACGAGCUGCAGGAGGGCCUGAGACGCAGCAACGAGGACUGCGCCAAGCAGAUGCAGGUGCUCCUGGCCCAGGUCCAGACCUCGGAGCAGCUGCUGAGGACCCUGCAGGGCACCGUGAGCCAGGCCCAGGAGCGGGUCCAGCUGCAGAUGGCAGAGCUGGCCACAUCCCACAAGUGCCUGAGCCAGGAGGUGAAGCGGCUGACGGAGGAGAACCAGGGGCUCCGGGCCGAGCAGCCGCCACCCCUUGGCCCUCCCCGGCUGGAGCAGGACGAGGGCCCCGAGACCACCCUGCCCAGCACGGUGCAGGAGCUGCAGGAGCUGGUGCGCAGGACCUGGCAGGAGGUGCGGGCCCAGAGGCAGGCUGCUGAGCACGAGGCCGAGCGCCUGCGGAUCGAGAUUGUGACCCUGCGGGAUGCCCUGAACGAGGAGACGGCGGCCCGAGCCAGCCUGGAGGGGCAGCUGCGGGGCCAGCGGGAGGAGACAGAGGUGCUGGAGGCCUCCCUGUGCAGCCUGAGGACGGAGAUGGAGCGUGUCCAGCAGGAGCAGAGCAAGGCCCAGCUCGCAGACCUGCUCGCGGAGCAGAGGGCCAAGGUGCUGCGGCUGCAGGCCGAGCUGGAAACCAGCGAGCAGGUGCAGAGGGACUUCGUGCGCCUGUCUCAGGCCCUGCAGGUGCGCCUGGAACGGAUCCGCCAGGCAGAGACUCUGGAGCAAGUACAGAGCAUCAUGGACGAAGCACCUCUGCGCGAUGUCAGGGACAUCAAGGACCCCUGAGGGCAGGGCGCGAGCCCAUCCAGCCCCGGGGUGGGGGGACUGUUUUUCUCCACUUCACCCUGGGAGACGCGGCUUCAGGGGUGCAGGCCUCAGCCUGGGUUCUGCCCCUUCUUGGGGCCGGGGGAUGAGGUGAGCAGGCCGCAGCUGCCGUGUCCCGCCUGGGCCUCCUCCCUGGAUGGCCGAGCCUUCUGCUUCCCAGGUGGAGGGUGAAGGUGACACCGGGGCGAGGGUCCCCACCCCCUCCCGGAACCAGUGCCAGCUUAGCCUUGGGCCACCUGCCGCCAGCCCC